Messenger RNA from Cheilinus undulatus (humphead wrasse), 5702 nucleotides. RefSeq names its product adaptor related protein complex 2 subunit alpha 1 (gene ap2a1). Gene Ontology annotation, biological process: intracellular protein transport; clathrin-dependent endocytosis. NCBI's taxonomy places the organism in Eukaryota, Metazoa, Chordata, Actinopteri, Labriformes, Labridae. Gene Ontology annotation, molecular function: clathrin-cargo adaptor activity. Gene Ontology annotation, cellular component: membrane coat; AP-2 adaptor complex. The coding region runs from base 769 to 3720 and encodes 983 amino acids. The record is from RefSeq and is a predicted model, not a curated record. The transcript has 22 exons.
UCCCGCUGUAGGUUCUUGUGUCACGAGCCUUAUCCGAGCCGCGGUGGAGGCUGGAGAAUUAACACGGGACAUCUGAUUUAGCACGUUUAACCUGCGCAGGUGUUAACCUUCAUAUCGAUGUUCGGCAGGUAACUCUGUCCGCGGACUGUUUCCGGUCUCACGGUGAUGAAUUACAACGUUUGAAUGAUAGCGCUAGCCAGCUAGCUAGCUAGCUGUUGAGCUAGCUUUACGGUGCGUGACUCGGAGUAACUCAAACGAUAAAAUACCGGACAUUAUUUCCACUAACGCAUCAACCUGAGCGGAUUCCUUCUAGAAACAUCCACGCAGCGUGUCUGUGAACCCGAAGCUACUCAGUGCUGGAGGUGUUAGCGCGUAGCUGCUAAUCCUAGCCUGAUAAGGAUUGAAUGAAAUAACGUUAGCUUGUCAUAGCAGCGGAAACGAGCCAGUUAACGGGACAACUUACCGAGUAACCCUAACCCGAGAUACCGACACCAGCUAAUCUAGUACAGGCUAACCGAGCUAGCCACCCACUGACUCACCGAGCUAACGGUCACUCAGUCCGCUUCAUCCGGCUGAAGAGAGCUGCUACACGGCAGGGCGGCCCUCAGCAGCCCGGGGAGAGAGGCUGACCACCGGGCCACCUUACCGGAUCUAACCGAGCAGAGAGGCUGACCACCGGGCCACCUUACCGGAUCUAACCGAGCAGAGAGGCUGACCACCGGGCCACCUUACCGGAUCUAACCGAGCUGAAACCACCGAUCCGCCAACAUGCCGGCUGUGUCGAAGGGAGACGGAAUGCGCGGCUUGGCCGUGUUCAUCUCGGACAUCAGAAACUGUAAGAGCAAGGAAGCAGAAAUCAAACGGAUCAAUAAAGAGCUGGCAAACAUCCGCUCCAAGUUUAAAGGAGACAAAGCUCUGGAUGGGUACAGCAAGAAGAAAUACGUCUGCAAGCUGCUCUUCAUCUUCCUGCUGGGACACGACAUCGACUUUGGACACAUGGAGGCCGUCAACCUGCUCAGCUCCAACAAGUACACGGAGAAGCAGAUCGGUUACCUGUUCAUCUCAGUGCUGGUAAACAGCAACAGCGAGCUGAUCCGUCUGAUCAAUAACGCCAUCAAGAAUGACCUGUCAAGCCGUAACCCCACCUUCAUGUGCCUGGCCCUUCACUGCAUCGCCAAUGUGGGGAGCCGUGAGAUGGCUGAGGCCUUCGCCAGCGAGAUCCCCCGGAUCCUGGUGGCUGGGGAUACCAUGGACAGCGUGAAGCAGUCGGCCGCUCUGUGUCUGCUGAGGCUCUACAAGACGUCUCCUGACCUCGUACUGAUGGGGGAGUGGACGUCCCGCGUGGUUCACCUGCUCAACGACCAGCACAUGGGGGUGGUGACAGCAGCCAUCUCUCUCAUCACGUGUCUGAGCCAGAAGAAUCCGGAUGAGUUUAAGACCUGCGUGUCCCUGGCCGUGUCCCGACUCAGCAGGAUCGUGUCGUCGGCCUCCACUGACCUGCAGGAUUACACCUACUACUUCGUCCCUGCACCGUGGCUCUCCUGCAAGCUGCUGCGCCUGCUGCAGUGCUACCCUCCGCCAGAAGAUGGCGCUGUGAAAGGCCGUCUGGUGGAGUGUCUGGAGACUAUCCUAAAUAAGGCCCAGGAGCCCCCCAAGUCCAAGAAGGUUCAGCACUCCAAUGCCAAGAACGCCAUCCUGUUUGAGGCGAUCUCUCUCAUCAUCCACUACGACAGCGAGCCCAACCUGCUGGUGCGAGCGUGUAACCAGCUGGGCCAGUUCUUGCAGCACAGAGAGACUAAUCUGCGGUACCUGGCCCUGGAGAGCAUGUGCACUCUGGCCAGCUCCGAGUUUUCCCACGAAGCAGUCAAGACGCACAUCGAGACCGUCAUCAACGCCCUCAAGACCGAGAGGGACGUGAGCGUUCGACAGAGAGCGGCCGACCUGCUGUACGCCAUGUGUGACCGCAGCAACGCCAAGCAGAUCGUAGCGGAGAUGCUGAGCUACCUGGAGACAGCAGACUACUCCAUCAGAGAGGAGAUGGUGCUGAAGGUCGCCAUCCUCGCAGAGAAGUAUGCCGUGGAUUACUCCUGGUACGUGGACACCAUCCUGAACCUCAUCCGCAUCGCUGGAGACUACGUCAGCGAGGAGGUUUGGUACCGUGUCAUUCAGAUCGUCAUCAACCGAGACGACGUGCAGGGCUACGCCGCCAAGACGGUCUUUGAGGCCUUGCAGGCUCCGGCCUGCCAUGAGAACAUGGUGAAGGUCGGAGGUUAUAUCCUGGGAGAGUUUGGAAACCUUAUUGCUGGUGACCCUCGGUCCAGCCCUCUGGUCCAGUUUAACCUUCUUCAUUCCAAGUUCCACCUGUGCUCGGUGCCGACCCGUGCCCUGCUGCUGUCCGCCUACAUCAAGUUCAUCAACCUGUUCCCAGAGACCAAGGCCACCAUCCAGGAGGUUCUGCGCUGCGACAGCCAGAUCCGAAACUCAGACGUGGAGCUGCAGCAGAGAGCCGUGGAGUACCUGAAGCUGUCCUCCAUCGCCAGCACCGACGUCCUGGCCACCGUCCUGGAGGAGAUGCCGCCCUUCCCAGAGAGGGAGUCGUCCAUCCUGGCUAAACUGAAGAAGAAGAAGGGCCCAGGAGCCGUCUCCGUGACAGAGCUGGAGGACAACAAGAGGGAGGGCGGGGAGCUGAAUGGAGGGGCCGACCGGGGGCCCGACACUUCAGCCAUGGCGGCCUCCAACGCGUCCACCCCGUCUCCGUCUGCAGACCUCCUGGGGAUCCGUUCUGCUGCUCCUGUCGGUGCUGCUCCAGCCAGCGCUGGCAGCCUAUUGGUGGAUGUGUUCUCUGAGGCGGGGCCUGCGGCGCCCUCUGCUGCUGUGAACGAUGACGGCUUCCUCAGAGAUCUGGAACAGCCCACCGAGACCUCUGACUCCCUAUUGGUGGAGGGUUCUGGUGACUCGGACUCUGCUCCUCCCUCUGAGGAUCCUGCUGCUCCUCUGCCUGAGGCAGAUGAACUUCUCAACAAGUUUGUGUGCAAGAACAAUGGCGUUCUGUUUGAGAAUCAGCUGCUACAGAUCGGCAUCAAGUCAGAGUACCGCCAGAACCUGGGGAGGAUGUACUUAUUCUACGGCAACAAGACAUCAGUGCAGUUCGCCAGCUUCACCACCACAGUCAGCUGUCCUGGAGAACUGCAGUCUCAGCUCAACGUUCAAAGCAAACCAGUAGAGCCGCUGGUGGAGGGCGGAGCUCAGAUCCAACAGGUGCUCAACAUCGAGUGUCUGUCCGACUUCUCUGAGGCCCCGCUGCUCAACAUCAAGUUCAGAUAUGGAGGAGCUCUGCAGAAUCUGACCCUGAAGCUGCCUGUCACCAUCAACAAGUUCUUCCAGCCCACUGAGAUGAACUCACAGGACUUUUUCCAGCGCUGGAAACAGCUCAGCCAGCCUCAACAAGAAGCACAGAAGAUCUUUAAGGCCAAUCACAGCAUGGACACUGAAGUCCUGAAGGCUAAGCUGCUGGGACUGGGAUCGGCCCUGCUGGACAACGUUGAUCCAAACCCAGAGAACUACGUGUGUGCAGGUGUGAUCCAGACUAAAGGCCAACAGGUGGGCUGUCUGCUGAGACUGGAGCCCAACAAGCAGGCACAGAUGUACCGUCUGACUCUGCGCUGCAGUAAGGACUCAGUCUCCAGACGUCUCUGCGAGCUGCUGGCCGAACAGUUUUAGAGCCCACACCACCUGGACCACAGCUCCCAUCAUCCCCACCAGCCGGCUGUCCCUGCCCCGCCCCCUCCUCCUCCUCCUCCAAUGAAGAGUCUCUGAGUAAACAGUUGUAACCUCCAUAAGGGAAAGCAGCCACUGCUGCAGCAGUGUCCAUCUUCUGUCAUUCUUCUGAUCCUGGUUUAUUAACAUGAUGCUUCGUUCUGUUUCUGUUGGUGUUUACCUGUGUAGCUGCUGGCCACCAGCCUGUGAGCGUGGGCUAAGAGUGUGAGUGUGAGCGCCUCGUGGUCGUCCUGGGGUCUCAUCCUGCCCACCCUGUAGCGCCCAUCAUAGAAACACGACCACAACAUUUCAUGAAGAAACAUUCCUCUUAAAGGGACGAAGAAGCUGGUUAUGAAACGCACACGAUCACGAAGGUCCAGCUCACCGUCUUUAUCCAAUAACAUUCCCAGAGAACAGCUGAAGCCCCGCCCCCUUCACCUUAACAUUUCCUCCACAGUGGCCCGCCUCUCCCUGAUCCAACCUUGUUAUUGUCAUGUGAUUGUGUAAAUAUGUGCUGCUGUUUAUUAUCCAAGACAUUCCCAUCAUCACGCUGGUUUAAGGGCGGCGCCAUGCGUGGACGGGGUGACGCUGAAAAGACGGCGUUUGAUCAUUUUGUCUUUAAUUAUCAAAUAUCACAGAUAAACUCUGGAACACGGUCCAGAUCAAACCGAAGAUGUCGGCAACCUCUGGAAAGGUGGAUCAACCUGGAGAUGAGCCACGUCUCCGCCUUCAGCGUCUCUUCCUCAGGUUGCCAACAUGUUUGUGUUCGAAGUGGUUGCUCUCUGGGUGGGAUCAUAAAUGCUGACAUGCGUAUUCUCACGUUCACUGGUGUAGUCUCUCCUUUUAAACUGGAACAUUUCACAGCUGUCUGAGGACCUUUUCACUUUGGAAGAGCCUCGCAGCAACAGCACGUGUUUUUGGUUGAUUUUUCGUCUUUUCCUCUGAAAGAUUCAGGAUGUGUUAGUCUCAGAAGCUUCCUAAAGUUCCUCUGCUACAUUUCUCUCUGCAGGUUUGGUCAGAAAAAUCUGCUGACUAUAAAAAGGCACAGCUGUAGUUGGUAUCAUGCUCAGAUUUAGCACUUAUUCAUGCAUCAGAACGUUAUUCAAAUGCUGCAGAGCGAUUAUCAGAGGCCAGAGCACUGAGACUGUCCCUCCCUGCUUCCUCACAGCAUCAUCGUCUUCCUCUGACAUCACACUAAAACGCUGGUAGACUCAGACACUAACGUAUGUAUAUCUAAUGGGGUAGAAGUUUGCACAUCUUAAAAAAUGAGGGAAACCUUUGUCAUCAUCAGUCAUUUCACUGCAACCUGAUCAUCAGCAUCUAAAAAGACGACUGACAGUCAAAUCUGGAGGGGCGCAGGAUGAUAAAGUCAGAUUUAAGAAGUCAGGAGUUCUGCAGGUUUGUCAGGAUACAGAAUUUUAAAAGUAAUCAGUAAAACAACCGUCUCUUUAAGAAACUCAAGCUGAGGAUUUCCUGCUCUCAUAUCCUGUAACACGACCAAACCGUUCUAGUAAUGCCAGGAUCCUCUCCUGAUUGGUUCAGUCUUUUAACCGCUGAUCGAUCAGAAACGGUGAAUUAUCAGAACAUGCUGACAGCAGAGGGGGCGGGGCAGGAUGUCAGACACCCACAUGUCCGAAACGACCACGAUGGACUGAGCGUGUGCGUGAGCAUGUGGCUGUGAGCGUGAGCAGGUAAUAAUGAAUUAAAAAGAAGCCUCCAGACAUUUCUAACCCGUGGUCACAGACGUUCUGACAGGAAGUUGAAUUUGUAGUGUAGUCAUUCUGUGGAUGUGAAUGUCUGUGGGUGUGAGUGAGCGUGUGCAGUAUCCACUCGCUGUUUCAGCCUCAUGUAUCGGUGUUAAAGAACCUGUCCAAUACCUGUGUUAGAAUAAGAUUUACUCUGUAAUGAAGAAAUGUGAAAGUAAAAAUAAUAUGCCAUAUAUCCGA